AUGCCUUGCUUUCUGCAGAACCUUGGAGAUGGUUGGAACACUCAGAAGUACUGGCUGUGGGAUUUGUCGAAAACGCAAGAAGAAGCUUGCAUUAAAGCAGGUUGGAAAUGUCCGGGUUAUCCUAGAAGAUGGAAGUUUGUCGAUGAGAGUGGACCGCUCGCCUUGCUUUACCACAACAAGAAGUACAUCUUUGAGGAUGUCGACCGCUACGACCCGGCAGGCGACGAAAGCUCUUGCUUUCGAGGUGUCUUCAUCAAUAAAGCAAACACUUCUCUCGAUCCAGGAGCACAGACCACUAUUCACUGGCCUCUGGCUUCACCCCACGACCAGAUAUGUUCCACUCUGUGCUACAUACUGGGUGAGCCACAGAGCAGGAACACCUUCCCCAUAAAAUCUCACGGGAGCUUUUAUGCCAUGAUUCCCAUCAGGUUGGGUGUCAGUAUCGCUCUGGAUGAUGCGGUCUCAUGCCUAUGUGGCAUUUACUUGGACUCUCUGAGGUCAACUGAAGUCACCUCGAAGGAGUCCCUUCGCCUGUACACACGAAGCUUGCGCUCUCUUCGCGAAUCGUUAGACAUAAUGCACGUCCGCGCAGAGGCUGAAACAAUAUGUGCAUCUAUCAUCCUGCAGGCGUGCGAGCUUGUUAUGGCCGACGAAGGCGGGCGAUGGAGUCAACUUUGUAUGGGAACAAAACUUCUCAUUCAAGAGCGAGGUCCCGAGGGAUUUAUUGGGACUUUCGAGCGGGCAAUGCUCGAGUCGCAGCGAGCAUGGUUUAUUCUUCAAGACGCAAGUGUCGGACAAGAAUGCUUUCUCUCACGACGACAGUGGCGCCAGUUGUUGAAGAGCUCAUCCAAUCCGGUAAUCACCGAGGAGUCUGCUAGCAUCUCACUACGAUCUGAGCUUUGCGAAUUUCUUGUUGAUGUUCCGGGUCUUAUUCGAGAGGCUUCAAACACAGCAUAUCAGAUUCUAAAUAGUGACACUGACUCGACUGAACUCACAGAGCGGCGUAAGAACGCAAUUCUGCGGAUAAAAUCCGUAAAGCACGCCUUUGAAUGCUGGUAUUGCACCAAAAUCGCCCCCCUGCGCUCCAUUUCGGGGGCUCUGCAGCAGGCAAAGGCUGAAAGAAUCAGCAACAGAUCUCCACAGGAUGAGCUCCUUCUUGCUGUCGUUGAUUGCGUGUCUAAUUCCAUCAUGAUCAAGCUAGACACGUUGUGGGCCAGCCUCGACCCGGACUUGGAAACCCACAAAGUUGACAUUCUCGCUUAUCAAGAGGCGCAGGAGAGGCGGAAAAUUAUGAUGUAUCAGUCUUUACAAUUUGUUAGAGCAAAAUCCCUGGUCGCAGCAAAACCUCUUGAAUUUGGAUUGCGACAGUUGUGGCUGGACGCAGGAUUCAAACAAAGCAACAAGACACGGAGCUGA
Cladophialophora bantiana CBS 173.52 is the source of this 1416-nucleotide messenger RNA. RefSeq lists its product as uncharacterized. NCBI's taxonomy places the organism in Eukaryota, Fungi, Ascomycota, Eurotiomycetes, Chaetothyriales, Herpotrichiellaceae. The record is from RefSeq and is a predicted model, not a curated record. Bases 1 to 1416 code for a protein of 471 amino acids. The transcript has 4 exons.